Molecule: messenger RNA, 1552 nt
Organism: Onychostoma macrolepis
Lineage: Eukaryota; Metazoa; Chordata; Actinopteri; Cypriniformes; Cyprinidae
Exons: 2
Coding region: 752-1552 (266 amino acids)
Source: RefSeq, a predicted model, not a curated record
AUUAUAAACUGUGUGUGUGUGUGUGUGUGUGUGCGUUUUUUACGCAGGGCGUGUGACGCGUCAGUGUAGCAGUGCUGGAGUAGUAGUGCUUGUAGUUAGCAGCAUGCAUGCUGCUCCUGCUUGUCACUUUCUGCUCUCAGCUGCUGCCACCGGAUAGCCCUUUGUUCUUCAGGGGCGAAAAGAGGAGCCGAGUGUGUAAGUCUCCUCAGCUGGUACAUAGCCUCUCCACUGCCAAGAUCUCGUACACGCCUCCCCGUGGCACACAUGGUAACUGGUCCCUUGCGGUUCCAGGCUAAGUUGUACGGGAUCUCGGAGCAGCAGUGGGCCCCAGAGACGUGGCAUGCAGCUCCAUCGGGUGGAAACGCCCUGAUGCCCGUCAACCACUGUCCCAGCUAUGGGUAAAUAGCCCCAGCUAUGGGUAAAUAGUGAAGACCCCAACGGCGGCGCAGGCGGAAGAUGGUGGUGUGUGAACCAUCACAACGGCUGGGAAGGCGGAAGAAGGCAACCCCAUAGCCACGUGGGUCAACUCGGGAGGGUACAGUGGCUAGGGGAGCAAACCCUGAAGACAAACCUGCACCUGGGGGCAGGCAUAGGCAGAGUCCAACUGACCGGACCACCGGCAGCCCCCUGCAACUUCCUGCCAGACGAAGGUCGUCAUGGGUUCUCUCAUGCCACUAGAGGUCUAUCUGGUAGGAGUGAAGAUGGUGGGAGUGAGGACUGCGCACCCACACUCCCACCCUAAUCUUUACCUAUGCGCAAGCUUCUUGGUGUGGGGAAAAUGAACCAUAACGGGCUCAGACUCCUCUCCCUCUGUGCAGAGCACCAGCUGGUCAUUACUAACACCAUCUUCCAGAUGAAGAACAGGUUCAAGACCACCUGGCAGCACCCACGCUCAAAACAUUGGCAUCUCCUUGACUAUGUGAUUGUCCGUCAAAAGGAUAGACAGGAUGUUCUCAUCACCCGUGUUAUGAGAGGAGCUGAGUGCUGGACCGACCACCUCAUGGAUCCUGACCACCUCAUGGUUGGAUCCAAGAUGGCGGCGCGAUCAGACGCAGCGGCUGCUCCAGGUCCCAAAGACGGUGCUUUUUUGUCUUUUAAUGUCGUCUGUUCGUCUCCAAAUAGUGUAAAUUUACCGCUAGUUCAUAAGGAAAUCACUCCUAAACUCAUAUAUGUUCGCCAAAGACUUUUGGAUAUCGGCAACGCAUACAAAGACCAACUCUCGCCGGUGGCUACUGAGAAGCUACGAGGCCUCUGUUUACUGCUGAAGCCGGACCUCGAGACCGCGGCCUCGCCUACUGUCGCUACCCGCACAAGGCGGCGUCACAAGCGGUGUGAGAGAGGACGGAAGUGCGGAGGUAUACGAGCUAGGCUGAGGGAAAACCCCACAAGACCGGCUCUUCCAACACUCAUGCUCUCAAACGUUCGCUCUCUGGAAAACAAACUGGACUUAAUUCAACUCAGUCGAUCAACACAGCGUGAGACAAGGGAUUGUUGUGUGUUUGUUUUCACUGAAACAUGGCUGAAGGACAACAUCCCGGAGACGCGCUCAUGA